AGUUGAUGUCGACGUGAACGGGGACAGUUGUUCAAAAUAUCACUGUCACGGCUCAUUGGAUCUUAAUGCUUUUUUUCUGACAAAACUCAUCCAAUCGGCUGACACUUACCAAUCACGAUCUUACCCGCGGGUUAUUUACCGGAUGAUGGUUUUACAGAUAAUAGGUAAUGGCCUCGUUAGGUUGUUGAAGUCAUUGCCAGUUGUUGAUCAAGACUCCAGAGGUUAGGCCUGUCAGCGAGAGAACUGUCCGUUGGUUUAGUCAAGCUCUGUACCUGUUUAACAGGUCAGUGUUGGAUUUCUUUGAACCAUUACUUCGGCUGAAUCUCAUUGGAAGGUUAUCCCGAAACCAAAGACCGUUAGAUGAUUUAAUGUCAAUAUUUGCUCCGUUUACUGCAGGAUCUGCGAAUCGUGAUUAGUUUAUCAAUUAACAUAUUCGGGAUAAACUUGAACCAAAAACGCGAAAUGAGGAAGAUCCCUAGCGAAAACGUAUACAAAUUUGAACAACGCCCCGGCGUCGGUACCUCGCUGGUUGGUCGCCGAUGCAAAGGUUGCGGCAACAGCUGACGAGGUUAAAAGCGUGUCGUCUGCCUUACCGGACUUCUCACACACGCGCUCAAUGUUUGGAAACACAACACAACAGAGGAGGUUGAUAUGAGAGGAGGGCCGAUGUGGCUUUCAAACUUUUGUGAGUUACAUGACGUUUGUGUGUGAAGUGCCAUCCGUAGCGAGAUUUUGGCGAGAAGGUGGACCUCCGGGAUAGCCAUUCACAGUGUUCAAAUUGUCGUCUGCUUUACACUCGUAGUUUAAAUUGCAUUGAUCUGGAUACUGUGUGAUGGCCGGACGUCGGAUUAUCGUCAGAACUAUCAUCACGGAUCCCAUUCCAAUUCAAUAAGUUUUCUUUGAAAUAUUUUGGAAUAUUGGCUCUGAUUUCUUGUAAUGCCAGUUUAAUGAAUUCACACCUGAACAAUUCGACAUGUGUUGAUGGAGCUUGAACGCCUUGGCGAUUUAUGGAUCUAAUCAAGAUUGGAUAGUAAUCAGCUCAGUGGACGCUUGGAUAUAAAACCACCAAUUUGGCGUUGGUCAGUCACCUGGUUACCUUGACAACCUAAUAUCACGGUGAUCCCCUUACCCUCAUCACGCCAGCUUCAUCAUCGAUAGCCUCUCAAUCGGGAGUCAAUUGGCUCGGCUGAGUUCACAGUAUUGUCACACUUUACAGUAAUGUUCUGUGUUGUAGCUGUUGCGUUCGAUCGGAUUACAACCGCUUUUGUGAUUUACUCUGGUGUCUUAUUCAGCUGAGACUGGCGUUACAUUCGGUACUAGCGUUCUGCACGUCGUACAAUGGAUGUCUUGGGUCUACAGUUCCAGUCUUCACACACACUAUCGUGCUCAAACAACCAUCAUCUUAAUACAAUGGAUACGUUUCUAGGGUAAUGGUUGUCGGAGCAGACGACAGUUGAGUUCCAAUGCUGAGUUUGCUGAACCGAAAACAGGAGGCAGUUGACAAUGACGGAGGGGCUCCCCCUCUUACCCCGCGUCUGUCAUGGGCGGCUGACUACCCUUCCCCCCGUCCUACUGGGUCGAGAAAGACCCCGGGGGUUGAGCUGACCAACGGGACCCCACCUCGACCCCGUCAGCCACGUAAAGCACCCACACCUGUGAGAUUUACCGUUGGAGGGCCAUGGGCACUUAAAGAAUGCGAGGAGCACACAACCUGGGUAAAUGAGACCCUCAGGAAAGCAAAACUCCCCCUAAUCGACGAUCUAAGACGGGCAGUGUCGGAUGGAGUAACCUUGGUGCGCCUGUUAGGAGCUCUAGAACGAGCACCGGUGCCAGGAGCUGAGACUGACCGUUCGCUGACCAGAUCGGAGGUGCUGGUCAACCUAUACCGGUGUCUAUCGUUUCUAGCUGACAGGCAGGUGGACACCGCUGGACUAGAUGCUGAAGAUUUAGCAAAUGGGGACUUAAGGUCGACGCUUGUGUUACUCGGUAACAUUAGAAAGAAUUAUGAUAGUGGGUACGGCCACCGCUCCGAGGGAGACGGAGGACUGAGUUCCCCGAAACAGGAAUCAGACAACGCUCCCUGGCUCAACAUGCCGGGGAGGCUUUCAGUGGAAGGGGGGCAGAAUCGAGGGCAGCCCCCACCCAUUAAAAAGGAGAAGCCCCUUCCACCACAGCGGAGGUCAGCUUUCGGCGUCCCCAUCCCUGCUGCAGGCAUCCCGGGGAUGAUAGGAAGGGAUGAGGCAGAACAACCACGCCCGGCCUCAGCUCAAAAUAUAGUUUCGACGACGGAGUUGAGCAGCAAUGGCGUGUCGCAGUUCGGCGUGGAGGAGAGACGCCAGUUCAUGUCUGGCAACCCCUUCCUCCCAACAUCGAGGGGGCAGGGACAUGCCAACUGGGAGGGGGGUCGUGCAGGGCAGGACAGACCCCCUCAGGCUGUCAGUGCGUGGAGCUCGGGAGGCCAGUAUAACGCACAGCAUCAAGGUCACUUUAACCCUCCCGUGAGUGUGGAGGAUAGAUUGAAAAAUCUGAUUGACAACAAACCCCAUGCCGCUAGACCCGCCCCUCAGCACGAGGAAGGUGAGCUGCUCGUGCCCCCUGCCCCCACACCCCGAGGGUACGACGAGACCGUCAACAGUGGGUACUACAGGGGGUCCUACCCUGGGCCGGGGCCGUCAGGCUACAACCAACAGGGGAGGUUCCAUGGUCAGCCUGUGGGUUAUGUGCCUUCCAAACCCUCCGAGAGACGCCUUGGUUCCCGGGUAGACAGCAUCAUCGACAACAGCAAGGCCAAACUCCCUCCUCCCUACCCUAAGCCGACCCCUUCUCCCCGCCAACAGUACGAGAAUCCAGCCUUCACUCCCGACGAGCAAACUGUCAAACAAGGUUUUUCCAUGACCAGUGUGUCCAGUGCCCGUCCAGUUAAAGUGGGCGGGGAUGACCUCCGCUCUGCCUGGAACCGACUGUAUGGAGCCCCAGAGUGGAGACCCGCCAGCAACCAGCCGGCGUCACAGAACCCACAGAACUCCUACUACGGGGUAUUUGCAUUAGGACCAACACAGAAAGAAAAGCAACAGGAACAUCUUCAGCAGUAUCAACAGCAAAAGCAACAGCAGCAGCAGCAACAACAACAACAUCAGGAACAACAGCAUAAACAACGAAAGUCAAGCCUGGACCAGUUGAGUACCACUGUCAGAAUUAGCCCUACAGGUCAAAGUUCAAGUACUCAAGGUCAACAGUCAGGGUCAAAUUCAAGCUCCUUCUCUGGAAAAGAACACCGGCUUCAGCACGUUAAACCAGAAGAAGAUGACGAUGACAACGACGAAGUCAGAGACGACACUGCCGACAAAAACCUGGACGCUUUGUCAGAACAGGCACUGGGACCCUCUGCCAAAUAUCCAGAACAACCCGGAAGUCGUCCUUCAAGUGCUACACAAGGUCAAGGGUCGUCAAGCAACAGGCAGACGACAGACAGCCGUCAUGAACAGGACAUUGCGAGGUCAUUAGAGCAAAGGCUUUCGGUGCAAAGGAUUGGUGACAGUGAAAACAAUAACGUGUUUUCCAGAUUAAACCAGGUACAACGGAAAAAUGAUGAAAAUAGUGUGUUUUCUAGGACUAAUCCUGUGCCAAAUAGAAUACCGCCGGAAAUAUCCCCACGGACUAAUAUUGCAGCUCAAAGACAUUUUCAAGCCGAACAUUCUUCCCAGCAUAAAAUUCAUCCUUCCAGACUCUCAGAAACAAACCCGUCUCCUCACGUGAACCAGGGUUUUGUUGAUAGCGAUGAUGAAAGCGGUCAAUAUCAUAUAGGGGCCGCAGAGAGUAUAUUUGACUAUGCAAGCGAGUCUUCUUCCCGCUCUGUGACCCCUCCCCUUCCUCCCCUGUCCCCCGACUCAACCCCUAGGGGAGGCCUUGAGCCCCUCUCCAAGUACAGCCGAUCCUACAGCGCCAGUAACGUGUCCCCACCCAAGACGCCCGAUCUCCUGUCAUCCACAGCCAGACCCGGGUCUGUGUUCGACAAGCGAGACCUCAGGGCGUCCAGUAGUCAGAUUGACAUGAUGGGCGUCAGUAGGCAUGGCAAGAAGGCACCCAGGGUGAACCCAACACCCAGGCAACACCACAGAACUAGGACCAAUCUUACCAGAGUCCAAGCCCACAGUCUGGAGGAUCUGCGAGAGUCUGGUAACGAGAGUAAUUUGUCCUUCGACGUGGAGAACACGAUGUUGAUGGUGGAUCCUGAGAGUGAACAGUUCACAGACAACGACAACAUCUCACCCAAGGACGCCAGGGCUCUCCGACAGAAGCUGCAGGGGCUGGAGUCCGUGUACCAUCAGGUCCUCCGUCAGGCGGGGGCGGACAUCCCCAGGACCUCCUUCAGAAGGAGGUGGAGCAUCGGGAGCUCAGACACCAGCUCCAUCAACAGAGGGAAGCGCUUCCGGUCCAGCGCCUCGCAUAGGAACUACUCCCGGGAUAUCAAAGCAAUCCAGCGACGCUUCCAGAAACUUGAAUCCCACGUGGUGACGUUGGCGCGGAGCGUGGCGCACCUGUCGUCGGAGCUACGAAACCAGACGUCCUUGACCCACGAGAUGGACACAGUUAAGAAAGAACUACGUGAACUACGUCAACAGCAACAUGUACACAACCUCAACAAUACACCUUUCAACAACAACGUCACUGACUUUGAGCGGUUCAGGGGGUGGAUUCCUUCACUGACCAACCCGAAGCGGGUUAACAAACUUACCAAAUUCUUUGGCCAGGAACCUCCACUGUUAGAAAUAUUUUUACAGAAACUAGGUUACGAAAGAUAUGCGAAGAACUUCUCAAACGAACACAUCGGCAUGAUAGAGUUACCCUACAUGACAGAGGACCGUCUGCAGAGCAUAGGGAUCCCAAUGGGACCAAGGCUGCGGAUCCUGCAGGAGGCCCAGCUCUGCUUCAGGCAGGAGAACUUCAACAUUUACAUCGUGUGACGAGACCUGUAGAAGGAUACCUAAGACAAUAUUGUAGCAGGACUUCAACAUUUACAUAGUGUGACGCUACAUACCUGAGACCUACAGAACCAUCACUUAAACAUUUACAUCUUGUGACAUGACCUAUAGAGAGACGUAUAAGAAACAUUACUUCAACAUGUACAUCGUGUCAUGUCAACUCUUGUGAAACACAUUAUACGUGCGAGAAGCUACAACAUAUAUAUAUAUAUAUGGAUAUCUACGGAACAUAUGUCGUGAAACUAUGUGAAUAUCGCACAUGAGAACAAGACAGCGCAUAUGCUAAAUGACAGUGCUGUUCUUAUUGGCAAUUAAUUGCCAUGUGUCAUAAUCAAAUCUCAACUGAGAACCUGAAAGGCAUUGAGAGGAUUCCAGCGUGAAUUGUGCAGCCCAUGUACCCUAGAGAUGAACGACCGUUGCUAUUUCGAUCACCUCACCAGGUCUGGGAACUUACUUGAAAGCUGUUCAUAGGUAAUUCAUGGAUAGCACAAUCCCCCAACAUAAUCAACGCUAGUGCUUCCUUGGUUGUGUGCAGGAAGACAUGUCAUGGAUAUAGUGCUUAUUUACCAACAGGGUGUUGUUUCAGAAUCUUGUGUUUGUGGCAAUAGCUGCAUGAUAAUCAACACUGUUUUGUAUAGCAUUACUGAUAGCUGAAGUGCUGAAACUUGCUGAAAGAGCAUGCUGAAAUAUGUAGCGAAUAUACAUAUCAACUCCACAGUCAAAGAAAAGGUAUCCCUGUUCAAAUAUUGUGCUAUUUCGGGAGAUACUUUCUUAUACCGUUACAUGGCAUGCUUCAACAUUCUCGAUUAUCCAGCUUUUCAAUAACAGCAUUUUGACAAUUGAACACAUGUCGAGUCUGGAUGAUGGAGGGUUGUCGUCAAUUUGGUGCAAAGUAUCAUUGUUUUCCUAUUGGAUUAUUAUGAUUAGUGUUAUCUGUGUCAUUUGUCAGGACUGGAAGAGAUGUUUGAAAGAGCAAAGGCUUCUGAACGACUACCAGAUUCACAUCGGGAAGACAAGAAAUGUCAAGAAGACAUAAACGACUUGUCACAGAGUAGAGCUCUACAAUCAACCAAUAUUCGACACAAUCAUCAUUUUGUUCACUUUUUUUUUAAAUCCUGGUUGUGUAAACCUCAUUAACGGCAUCUUCCCUGAGAAAUCGUUUAUCCAAUAUUGACGUGCCCCAACUACCUAAUGUUUAGGCAGUGGUUAAUAUUAGGUAUAUCUUUCCCUUUGAGAAUGUACUUCGAUCAUACAAAACGCAAUACCUGUAGACGUCUUUCUGUAGUUUGUUGUGUGUGUUUCGAAUUUGAGAACUUUCCUGUCACUCCGCGAUCUAUAGUCACCCUUAGCCAGCGCCCAUUCGUCACCACUCGCCCCGUUCCGUAAUCUCCAAGAAGACCGGAAUAAUAUGAGUGGGUCACGAACGCUCUAGGUCUUUUCUGUAGCGUGUUUUUACUUUCAUCGAAAUGGUAAAAGAAUGCUGGCGUUGGUUCCAUGUCGAAAUGUUCAAAACACUGUCAGGUUCGAUCUUUUGUCGUUUGAAAUUACUAUCGUAUGACAUUACAUUACCGGGAACAUGUCUGAGGCGUUAACAACACUCGGUAACUUCCGUCAUGAUAAUUGUGUCGUGGCCAUUCGGAACUUCUCGGUAAAACUGAGAUCUUCCUUUCGAAAAUAGUAUAUGAGUAUACAGGAUUAUAUGAUGUAUUUCUCGGUGAGGAUUGCAAGCACUGUGUACACGACUCUUACCAACAUACGAAUGUCACGUGUCAUUUACAUCACGCCAAUGUAGACGAGGUAACAAAAAAAACCACGUAAUCGAAAUGCCUUUACAUUUUGAAUGAUUCUUGAAAGGGGCGGCCAUUUUGUUUGAACUGCUUUUGUUAAUUUGUUAUUUUUAUCACCAUUUAAAAAAAAAGAAAGUUUAAUGUCAUUGACCAAAUGUGGUUAUGGAUUUAUGAAUGAUUGCGAUUACAUCCGGCGAUUUAUUCAUUAUCAAAAGAGGGACCUGGAUAGGUUAUGUUUACUAUACAAUUAUUGGCCCCUAAAACCAUAUUGGUGAAUCUUAAACAUGAGAAGGGGAGUAUAUAUCACGACUCGCAUGUCAAUUUAAUCAAUAUGUUCAGGUUUUUGUGACAUAGUUGGUAUUUGGAAAGAUAAUCAUUAAUUUUCCUGAAUGAGCCACAACAUGCCAUCAAGACAAUCAACCUGUUGUUUCCACAGUACCAUCCCCCACCCAUUUCGCCGCAUCCUUGGUCUAUUGUACGUCAACGUCUACGAUCUUGCCAACACAGAACAGCAUGUGCUUAUGCGGACGAUUUCGUCCAUAUUGAUGAGUUUUUGGCGGCUCAAUUGUUGAAAUAUAGUAGUAUUAUUGUUAGCUCUGUCUUCAACAUUAUGAUCAAAAUACAUUUGACUGAAUUUGUUUCAUUAGUUCGAGUAUGCAACAAUUUAAGAUUCAUUUGCAGGAUCUGUCUUUAUUAAGUUCCGUUUAACUUGAUUUGUGAUUGUAUUCACGAAAGCCAUUGCUCUUAGUAACCUGUGUAUUAACAGUUUUCGUGACUGUGCACUCUAACAACACCUUU
Molecule: messenger RNA, 7567 nt
Organism: Haliotis rubra (blacklip abalone)
Lineage: Eukaryota; Metazoa; Mollusca; Gastropoda; Lepetellida; Haliotidae
Molecular function (GO): protein binding
Source: RefSeq, a predicted model, not a curated record